AUGGACCCGCCCAAGAUGGACAAGAUCACGGCAGAUUCCAACCUCGAAGCGCUUGGAUACACGCCCGAGUUGUCUCGCAAUCGAUCAACAUGGCAGGUAGUCUUCAUGGUGUUCAUUCUGGCCUCCGUGCCAUACGGUCUCUCGACUACCAUGUUAUACUCCAUUGCGGGAGGUGGCUCGGCCAAUAUGAUCUGGGGUUGGAUCUUGGUAUCCCUGAUCAUGUUGUGUGUCGCCGCAUCGCUCGCCGAGGUCACAUCUGUCUAUCCCACCGCCGGCGGUGUCUACUACCAAACCUUUGCCCUGUCCCCGGUUAAGUAUCGCCGCGUGGCCGCCUGGAUCUGCGGCUGGGCCUUUAUCGCCGGCAACAUCACCAUCACCUUGGCUGUGAACUUCGCUACCGCGCUGUUUCUGAUCGAGAGUCUCAAUGUGUUUACCGACGCUGCGGGCGUCGGCAUCACAGAAGACUUCCAGGCCUAUCAGACCUAUCUGAUCUUUCUAGGCAUCACACUCGUUUGCCAUGUCAUUCCUGCCUUUGGGAAUAAGUGGCUAACCCACCUGGAGACCUUUGCCAUCUUCUGGACCCUGGUAGGCGUGACUGCCAUCAUCAUCACCAUUCUGGUCGUCGCCAGUAAUGGCAGACACACUGCCAAAUAUGUCUUCACCGAUUUCUCUCCGCAAUCCGGCUGGCCGGAAGGCUGGUCCUUCUGUAUCGGUUUACUGCAAGCUGCCUACGCGCUCUCGGCCACCGGCAUGAUCACCUCCAUGUGUGAAGAAGUCCGCGCGCCAGCCAUCCAAGUUCCCAAAGCGAUCGUCGGCGGCCUGACCCUGAACGCCCUGGCCGGUCUCGCCUUUUUGAUCCCCAUCGCGUUUGUCCUGCCCGAUAUCUCCUACCUGGCGAAUCUCCCAUCCGGUCAACCCGUGCCGCCCAUUUUCAAAGCCGCCACCGGCAACUCCGCCGGCGCCUUCUGCCUGCUCAUCCCAUUGUUGAUCCUCGGUAUCAUCUGUGGUGUAGGUUGCGUAACUGCGGCAUCCCGAAGCGUCUGGGCCUUCGCCCGUGACGGAGCCAUCCCGGGCUCCAAGUGGUUCAAGAAGGUCGAGCCGCGUCUCGACAACAUCCCCCUGAACGCGAUGCUCCUCGGCAUGGUAGUCGAACUCCUGCUCGGUCUGAUCUACUUCGGCUCCACGGCCGCGUACAACGCCUUCUCCGGUGUCGGUGUCAUGUUCUUAACCCUCAGCUACGCCUGCCCCGUUGCGGUUUCCCUCCUUCUCCGAAAGCGCCAAGAUAUUAAGAACUGCAGCUUCAACCUCGGCCCCCUGGGUCUGUUCUGUAACAUCGUCUGUCUCGCAUGGACCUGUCUUGCCAUCCCACUCUUCUCCAUGCCCACGUUUAUGGAGGUCACCCAAGAAACCAUGAACUACGCCUCGGUCGUCUUCGUCGGCUUCUUCAUCAUCUCGGCCGUAUGGUACUGGGUGUGGGGGUAUCAGAACUACGCCGGUCCCCCGACGGAAGAGGGUAUGGAGGGUGUCCAUACCGACUAG
Molecule: messenger RNA, 1539 nt
Organism: Aspergillus bombycis
Lineage: Eukaryota; Fungi; Ascomycota; Eurotiomycetes; Eurotiales; Aspergillaceae
Product: GABA transporter
Exons: 4
Coding region: 1-1539 (512 amino acids)
Biological process (GO): transmembrane transport
Cellular component (GO): membrane
Molecular function (GO): transmembrane transporter activity
Source: RefSeq, a predicted model, not a curated record